AUGUGGUCAGCCCUGCUUCUACUGUCUCUAGCGGUAGCCAGGUAGAUAAUGUUAGUUUUAUAUUAAUUAGUAAUGUGUGUUCCAUCUUGGGUAGUUAUGUUGUGUUUAGCUUGGUUGGUUAUGUUGUGUUUAGCUUGGUUGGUUAUGUUGUGUUUAGCUUGGUUGGUUAUGUUAAGUUUAACUUUAGCCUAUUUGGAAAUGAUAAUUUUACCUUAGUCAGUUCUGUUCGUGUCUAGUAACAUCUUUCCAAUGUUUCAAUCAGCAAAUUUUACAAUUGUAGAGUUUGGCAACAAAUUUGAAAUUUCCAAAUACUCUUCAAUAAUGUGCGCCACAUUUUUCUUCUCCUGUGACAUGACGUGUUUUUGUUGUUGACCCAGGUACCGAAAAGUGUGUCGACCAUUUUCAAGACAGGUGAACAUGUCCCACGUGAAGAUCAGCAUGAUUUUUAUCCUAGGACUACCGAUCAUCUUUUCCAUCCCGUAUACUCUCCUUCAUGGGAGGCAGAGUAGGAUGACCCCUCAUCCCGGUGUCUACGGUUACUUCUGUUCGGUUGACGACAGCUACGUCCAGACGAAAUGGCCGAUGAUUCAUGCCUGCUUUUUCCUGCUUCUGUUUUUAUCGUGUUGCAUUCCACUGGUGGUCCUCUACGCGCUCAUAGGAGCCAAGGCUUGGAGACACAAGCGAUAUCGGAUGGCAGCUACGCGAUUAAAGAUGUCCGGUAGCACGGACGUCAUCAAAACCAACGCAGCAGCACCAACAACAACGGACGACAAUUCAACUUCUGGGAAACUGGACACGGUUGGACAGGCUAAAUGUGAUUCAAACGACAAGAUGUUAACCUGUGGCUUUAAAAAAAGGAUCCAAGAAGGUGACUCUACGACUAAAUAUAACAAUUCUAAAGAAGGAAGGACACCAGGAACUGGUGAGAAAAUGAGAAUGUCCGUGGCAGAGAGCUUACAAAAUGACUUGGAGACAUCUUGUUCAUGUGAUGAUAGAGAUAAGUAUGUUAAGAGGAAAUAUCAGAGUCUUCAACGAAACGUUGACGAGGAGAAUGUCGGUGUUUUCAGCAGACGUCUUUUGGGUGGCGAUGAAGUGCCGAACCCGAUUCAGAAACAUAAAAAUGACAUCAUCAACUCAGACAUACACAAACACGACGUCACCAACACAGAUACCCUUAUAGAUGACGUGAUCAAUCCAGUGACACAUAAAUUGGAAAUUAAAUCUCAGAUCCAAAAUUUUGAAUUAACCGCUAAAGGAGUCGACUAUCUCAGAGGAAAUCUAGACACGAUCAAACUUAUGGCAUCCCCCUCUAUCAAGUUCUUUCCACAUAAUUCAAGUCCAAACGGAGAACAUUCGACUCAAUUAACUGACACUCUAUCAGAUGGAGGGGCUUCAAUCUUGGGGGAUACACCAAGCUCUUCAACUCAGCUUAAUCAGUGCGUAGCGGUUGACCUUCCCAAAAUACGAAACGAUGUACACGACGACGUCAGCCACAAACCAUCGCAUUUGUACUCGGUCAGAGCGAAGAGCGUCCAUACCUUACGUAUGUUUGACCGAACCACCCGCAUGCUGUUGGCCAUCACCCUGGUGUUUAUCAUCGCUUACCUUCCG
This is a messenger RNA of Lymnaea stagnalis (great pond snail), 1611 nucleotides long. The record is from the annotation of a GenBank genome assembly. Lineage: Eukaryota; Metazoa; Mollusca; Gastropoda; Lymnaeidae.